This is a messenger RNA of Babesia bovis T2Bo, 1631 nucleotides long. RefSeq names its product Acyltransferase family protein. The record is from RefSeq and is a predicted model, not a curated record. Lineage: Eukaryota; Apicomplexa; Aconoidasida; Piroplasmida; Babesiidae. The coding region runs from base 219 to 1628 and encodes 469 amino acids. The transcript is spliced from 4 exons. Gene Ontology annotation, molecular function: acyltransferase activity.
GUAUGUCUCAUGUGAUUUUAUAUUUGGGUUAUUGAUGUAGUUGGAUUCAUAUGUUUCCUUAUUUUAUUGGUUGCAACACUUUAUUACUAAAACAGUAGAUCGCCAGAAGGUCGUGAAACUAACGGCGUCAAGGUCUAUCUUUCCAUCGAAUUUGGGUUGUCUAAUGCAAACCUAUAAGUAAAGUCUAUUUACAUUAUAUGUUCUAGAGUACGCCAGUUAUGAUGGUGGCCUCUGAAGAGGAGGGGUCUUCAUUAAGACAACGUCCACUUUUAGGUCGUAGACAGGGAGAUAUCAGUGAUGAGAGGCCAGUUGAAUUUGAUUUUGAUGUGUUACGUGUUAAGUCACGCCCAGGUUGGCUGAAACGAUGGAACCAUAUUAUCGUUGGAUUUAUUUGGACGUAUUUGCAUUUUCGUCUUACUUACAAUGUCACACGACAUUGGCAAGAAUCUUAUAGUAUCAUGUCAUUUAUCAGGCAUCAUUACAUUUCGUUGUCUUAUGUCGCUACAUAUUGGAUGCUGCUGAUUACAUCUGUAUAUUCGGUUUUUCAUUACGACCAAUGUGUCAGGUUCCAUGUAAAAAACUUUGACAAGUUCCCGGACAUGUACGAGGACCAUGCGAAUCAAGCCGCUUUGAUGCAUGCUGAUCUUAAGAACUAUAGCAUAUACCUUCAGUUGUUCGGUGCAUUGUUUUUGGCACCGUUGAGAAUCGUCGGCGGUAUGCUAUUUUUCGUUGCCGCCAUGUUGUUCAUCGGAAUUCCUUUAACGGUGUUGUGCGGACACUUUAAGACAAGGUCUCGGCAAUAUGCUGCUUUCGUGUUUUAUUAUUUAACUAUUUAUGCGUUUUGGGGUUUAGGUAUCUAUGAGGUGAAGACAGUUUAUGCAGAAGGUGUUGACCGUGAGAAGCCGAUGAAUGUGAUCAGUAACCAUAUUGGCAUCGUGGACGUGGUUUAUAUGUUACACAGUGGUUCAUUUUCCUUUGUUUGUAAAAAGUCGCUGGAAAAUGCUUUUAUCAUUGGCCACUUCAUCAAAUUGUUGAAUUGCAUUGUCGUCGAUCGCCAUUCAGCUCAAAAUCGCAAAGAAGUUUUCUGGAAUAUCGUCGAGCGUAUGCAAUCCAUAGAUCAGGGCAAAGAACCAAUAUCUUUAAUGGUGUAUCCGGAAGGUACUACUUCUAGAGGCAACAUUUUGCUUCCUUUCAAACAUGGAUCAUUUGGUGCAUUGGUCCCUCUGCAACCCAUGCUGGUUGUACUUGACUACACGUACUUAAACAUCACAUUUGACGCCUUUCCGUGGAAGUGGUGGGUGUUCCACACUUUCUGUUCACCCAUCACUACGGCGUUUAUCGCAUACUGGUUGCCUACUAUUUACCCACCCGGUAAAGAAGAAAUUGCUAUAAAGGGUGAACAGACUUGCAUCCGGGAGUACGCCUUAUAUGCGAAUCGGGUUAUGCGUGAGGCAAUUCUCAAGCUCAACCCCAAUGUAGAUCGCGCUUACCUCCAACAAAGGGAUGUCGUAGUUUCACCAACAUUGCGUCAGAAGCUGCUGGCGCGUUUAUAUGGGCCGCUGCUGCAAAAACAAUAUAGAAUUACAGAUGCCGAAAUGCGCAAAACUGAUGAAGUAGUAUUCCAAUAAUAU